CUUUGAAUUGACCAGUCCAAUCCAUGUCCAUGGCAAGUAUCGUGCAUCCAGUUUUGCUUUUUAUAGAAUACGCGCGUCGGUGGCCAAUUCGUUAUCCUAAAUUCAACUGCUAGAGCGAGAUUGAGGGCGAGCGAGCAGGAAUGGCGUAAGGAACAGGGUCAUUCUUUCCUGAUUUGAGAACGAUUGAGCGACUUUUUGGAUCGGUUGGCUGGUGAAGGCUCCUUAUCUUCCUUUCAUCCAAAGGAUUUACUCCAAGACUAUUAAAGGGCUGGUCCUCUGAGGGCUGGCUUCCAUUGUUCAAUCACGGCUUUAAGGCAAGAGUCUUGUGUCAAAAUUGGAAGGGACAAAGAAUACAUGCAAGCUUUCCCUAAGUUCUUGAUUGCAUCCCCUUCAUUUCACGGUGGGCGUGGUGCCUUGCCCUCUGCUGGUGGGCACCCAGCAGAUCUUACCUUCCUUGCUGGUGGUGGUUACUAAGACAAGCAUUUGACUGAACGGCAUUCCUUGUCACUGGAUUGUCCCGAGAAGUUAAUAUACUGCAUACAGUUUGUUAGUUUGUAAUCACCACUAAACAUCACACUGAAGAAUGGUCCAAGUGAAGCAGGUCGAGGAUGAGAACAUGUGUUCAAAAUAUACAGCAGAUGAGUAUUUAAAAACUCAGAAGUCAUGCAUCAAAGGUAUUAGAUUACCCCUUUAUCAAUUUGGUAAACAUUCUCCCUUGAAUGAUAUUUCCUUCAAAAUGCUUAAAAUGCCUUCAUGCGACCCUCUGGAAGAACAAACCCUAUUGGAGUCUCUACUUCUUGCCAAGUGGGAAGAGAGAUUGUCUGAAGGUCUUUUUAGAUAUGACGUGACUCUUUCUGAAAUUAAGGUAAUAGUGGGCAGGAGAAAGUUCCUUGCUCAGCUGAAUGAAAGCUGGACGGACACUUCUCUGUUACAAUAUGAAGAGAAAAGAAAAUGCGAUCAUGGAAUUUUAUUUCAGACUAAUUGGUUGAAAUGCCACGAGGAAUUGCUCUGUUGCAUUUCAAGUGGCGAAAAUACUGAAUCCAAGCUUAUUUCUGCUGCUCUAGUGCCCAGUAGUUCCAUCCUGGUUCUUAUCAAUGCAACUCCUGUGGAGUAUGGCCAUGUCUUCUUGUUGCCCUGUGGUGUCAACGGUCCACUUCAGUUCCUGGAUGAUAGGUCUUUGGAAAUGCUUUUGAGGAUUGCUGUUGAAAUGAAUAAUUUCUCUCUCUGCCUAUUCUAUGAGUUUUCUACUCCCAGGACUGCAUGUUUAUAUUUUCAGGCAUUGUUCUUUUCCAGCCUUUUACCUGUGGAGGCCAUGACUGCUGAUACCUUCUUUAGUGAUAGCUUGGGGGGAAUUUAUGUUUCUACUAUCACAGGUUACCCUGUUAAGGCCCUCAUAUUCGAGACUAGCUGCAACUUGAAGAAAAUGGGGCAGGUUAUCGCCGAGGUUCUUGCUCAUUUACAGGAGAAAUGCAUUCUGUAUAAUUUGCUGAUUCGUGAUUGUGGCAAAAAGAUUUUCUUAUUUCUUCAGCCACAAGUGUCGGACAAAUCUUCCAUUCUUUCACCUUGGGAAUGUUGGGGUUACUUCUUGUUCAAAUCAAGGUCUGAAUUUGAUCAGGCAACUGAAAACGCCCUGCUUGGUCGGCUUGCUGCCGCUUCACUGGAUGAUGCAGAAUUUCAGGGCGUGAAGCAAUUCUGCUGCGAUGUUGCAAGUAAAGUUGCUUUCUGAUUCUCUGCUACUUUGUAAGCAAUUGUGAAAUGCUUUUGAACUUCUGUGUGUAUGCACUCGGUUGAAAUUUUUUUUGUCUUUUUUUUUGGGAAACUUUUUUGUCAGUUAAAAUUUUCUUUUUGUCAAUUGAACUUAAGAGAGUUACACAUGCUGAAUACUGUACUGGGUAGUUCUAUAUGUUACUUGGAUGUAAUAGUAAUGACAUCUAUAUGGUCGUGUACUGAUAAAUAUACAUACUGUGGUGUGCAAUUGUGUC
Messenger RNA from Benincasa hispida (wax gourd), 1982 nucleotides. RefSeq names its product GDP-L-galactose phosphorylase 1-like. Gene Ontology annotation, biological process: glucose metabolic process. The record is from RefSeq and is a predicted model, not a curated record. Gene Ontology annotation, molecular function: GDP-D-glucose phosphorylase activity. Gene Ontology annotation, cellular component: cytoplasm. Lineage: Eukaryota; Viridiplantae; Streptophyta; Magnoliopsida; Cucurbitales; Cucurbitaceae.